This is a messenger RNA of Aspergillus versicolor CBS 583.65, 1703 nucleotides long. Its product is annotated as sugar porter family MFS transporter. NCBI's taxonomy places the organism in Eukaryota, Fungi, Ascomycota, Eurotiomycetes, Eurotiales, Aspergillaceae. Gene Ontology annotation, biological process: transmembrane transport; carbohydrate transport. The coding region runs from base 20 to 1480 and encodes 486 amino acids. Gene Ontology annotation, molecular function: carbohydrate:proton symporter activity. The record is from RefSeq and is a predicted model, not a curated record. Gene Ontology annotation, cellular component: membrane. The transcript is spliced from 4 exons.
AGUCACCAUCAUCAUCGACAUGGGUUCUCCUAAUGGGAGGAUCUUCCUCAUUGCCGCGCAUAUUUCACUUACUGGUCUUCUCUAUGGCCUGGAUACAGGCUCGAUCGGUGUUGUCACCCAGAUGACCCAAUUUAGUGAUUCCAUAGGCCAUCUAUCCUCCACGCAGCAAGGAAUAUACGUUGCCACGAUCCUGCUUGCGUCGUCCGUGUCGUCUUUGUCAAGUGGCCAUGUAUCUGAUCGCAUAUCGAGAAAAUAUGGAAUCCUGCUGGGAGGAAUCUUAUCACUGAUCGGAGCUGUCGUCUCUGCUUGCUCGCCGAACUUUGCCAGCUUGAUCGUAGCGAGGUUGAUAACGGGCUUUGGAGUGGGCCAGGCAAUCUCGGUCACCACGGUGUAUCUCGUGGAGGUAGCUCCAGUAGCUAUCCGGGGUGUUGCAGCUUGCUUCCUGCAGACGUAUGUUGUACUCGGUAUUAUGGCUGGGUAUUUUAUCUCUUUCGGAUCUUCUAAUAUCCAUGGGAGCUUUUCGUGGAGAGUGCCGUUUAUCAUUCAAGCUUGUAUUGCUGCCAUUUUGUGUGGGGGAAUGGCAUUUGUCCCCUUCUCCCCACGAUGGCUUGCUCAGGUUGGGCGUAGUGAUGACGCGAAGCAAGUCCUUUGCAAGCUACGUCCAUCAUCAGCUGUACAAGCGGAACUCGAAGAGAUCCAAGAGAGUCUGGACCCGGAAAAGCAACACCAAACUGCCAGUAUCAAAGAGAUUUUCAACCGGAAAUACCGAGGCCGCACAGCUCUGGGUAUUUUCCUGAUGUCCUUUCAACAACUGACAGGGAUCGACGUGGUGUUAUACUAUGCCCCCAUUCUCUUUCAACAAGCUGGGUUCACGUCUCAGAGAGCCUCGUUUCUGUCAUCCGGCGUUUCUGGCAUUGUUAUGCUCAUCUGCACGAUCCCUGCUCAAAUCUGGGUUGAUCGCUGGGGUCGACGCAAGCCGUUGAUUUAUGGCGGAGCCGCGAUGGCAAUUUGCUUCAUCAUCAUCGGUUCACUCUACGCCAGGUAUGGCCGUGUCCAGUCGAACGAAGUCACACUCGGGUCCAGCUCUGCCCAAUGGGUUGUAAUUGUGCUGAUAUAUGUCUUCGUGGCCAACUUUUCCUGGUCGUGGGCUGUGGUCGGCAAGAUCUACGCCUCGGAAAUAAUCCCAACAAGACUUCGAGCCAAAGUCUGCGCCGUCGAGCUCGUUGCAAAUUGGGUCGUCAACUUCCUCGUAACAUUCACGGCUCCUUUGUUCCUACGCGCCUCGCCAAGCGGGCCAUAUUACCUCUACGGGUUUUCGACAGUCCUCGCGGUAAUAGUGUGCAUCCUGAUGCCGGAAACAAAGGGCCAGAGCCUGGAGCAUAUUGAGAGAUUAUUUGAAAGUCAGCACGAGAGCGAGAAUAGAGAAAACGCACGGGAUGCAACGAGGGCGAGUGCGGCGGGAUCGGCAAUCUUAAUUUGAGCGAGAGUCUGGACCUCCAUACGAUUUGGUCCGUGGCUGUUGACAGGGAUCUCGCGAGACUCAGAUCGAGUCUGACGCGCGUUCGUCCAUUAUAAAUGAUAUCGGGAUGAUUAGGGUAAUGUAUUUUAAUACCGUUACUCUACAGGAUAGAGCUAUAUCAGUGUAUAUUGGGUAAAUACACCUCAUAAUCUGCCACCUAGUAUAAUCCAACCACCCCACCAAU